Molecule: messenger RNA, 2253 nt
Organism: Linum trigynum
Lineage: Eukaryota; Viridiplantae; Streptophyta; Magnoliopsida; Malpighiales; Linaceae
Source: the annotation of a GenBank genome assembly
ACACAACCGUCUACAAAAUCUAAAGAAAAGGCAACAACAACGAAACCAGCAAAUCGAGCACAAAUAGCACAUCGUCGGCGCCAGCGCCUCCCCAAUCGAUUUCUAUCCUCUCCAGGUCGAGUUGACGCAUUAACCUUCGUCUAUCGUCCCUCUGUUCUCCGCCGGGUUGCCCGCCUAAGGCCGCUCCUUUUUCCACUGGCUGCUACGUUCCGUCUCCUCUCGGCGUCUCUACCAUCGUAAGGUUCCACUUCCCCUUAUAGGUCUGUUUUGAAAGUUGUGGGUUUCGUUUUCCCUGACCCGCCUUGAUCCCGAUUGCAACUUCUGUUCUUGUUCUAAUUUCAGUUCCUGCUCUUAUGUGUCUUUUAUCUGCUCUUACCACUGAUAUCUCUUAGUGCGUGCUAAGCAUUGAACUGAUAGAACGUUAGCUUUCAGCUACGAAUUACGAACUUUUUUCCUGAGAGAAUUGGGUUAUUCUUCCGGCAUUAGAUUAUCUUCAGUUUUUCGAUCUCUGCUUAUGGGUAGAUUGCUUACUGACGUACUCUGUGUAUUAUCUCCCGAGUCCAGCUGAAGUAUUUGCCGCUGUAGACCCUUUUUUAUCUGCUUCUGUUCACCGGAAGUGGUGAUGACGUUUUUCUUGCUUUAGCAAAUCGACUUAGGUCUUGUCAAAAAGUCAGUUCCUUUUUCCAAUUUCACUUCAUGACCGACCGUGAACCUGUUUUCCUUCCAUACUACUUAAAAGUGUGCAUUGUGGAAGCCAUUGAUGUUUUAGCAGCUUGCAAGUCCAUUAAAUUCACGAGCUAUGUCUGUAGACUGAUUGCAGAAUGAAAAUGAUAGCACAUUACUGGCAGCAAUUGCAGGUGAUUGAAUUUAGAUGUUGGCUAAAGGAAGGAAAGUCCCUGUGAGGGGAGAAACAGCAGCAGCAGCAAACUAUGCAUUUGGACCUCUUGAGGAUGACAUGAUCAUCAAACAUAGACUUCUCACCCGCACAACAACUACUAGGGGUGAACCUCCAUUGAAGAAGCUCCAGAAGAAGUUCUCAACUUUUAUUAUCGAGGCUGGUAAGGAAGAAGACAACCACAGUGACUGUUUGAGACUCUCGAAGGCAUUCUUGCAGGAACUGAAUACUUUUGAGAUUCCUCUCCUUAAGAGCAAGGCAGUUAUUGAUGCUAACAUCAAAGAGAAGGAGAACUUCAACGAUUUGAAGAAGGAGAUAAACAAACAGAUCUUGCAGGCACAGGAUGAUAUAGAAGAUCUGAAGAAGCUGCUUGAAGAGAGUAAAAUCGAAAGGCAGCACAAGGAAGAGUGUGAGGCAAUCAGGAAAUUGAUUGCAAUGCAGCCCCCAAGGUCUGAAACUCAGAAAGUCAUCACUGAAUUGGAGAAAGAGAUUGUGGCACUGGAGACGGAGAACACAGUCGGUUCUAGGUUGCUGGAACUCCGCAAAAAACAGUUUGCUUUACUGUUGCAUGUGGUUGACGAAUUACAAAACACCAUUGAUGAAGACCAGAAGAGCUUAAUAGAGGAGACUAGAAUGGCCAUUGAGGAGCACAAGGGUAUGGCCGAGGAUGCAUCUGGUGGCUCUGAGGCAAUGGCUGUCGAUUAGCUGCUCACCGUCAUUGUUGGUCAGUUUGUGCUUUCAAGGUUUCAACAAUUAUACUCUCAGCACUCGGUUGUUAAGUAGCUUCCAAGACAAGUAGUCUUAAACUUUCUUAUGGGUUUUCAUGAGCACCAUUUCUCUUGUGGGGCAGUGGGAGUUGUUAAUCUCAUGCAAGAAAGAAAGAAAACCCCUCUACGAGAAAGGAGUCUUUAGUAUCGUGCAAUUGGAAUCAUGCUUUGCAGUAUGCAAAACAACUUGCCAAGAAGGUUUCGCUUCCUUACAACCCCCAAUGAGUAGCAUGAGCCUCUUAGAUUGGCUACUGUCGCUCCAAUAAUCUGUCUCAAAUCCAACCCUCCAUCAAAUCAUUUGCUAUGGAAGACUCGUAACGAAUAAUCGAUAAAGUGAUACUAAACUAUAGGGUUAAUUGCAUGGUUGGUCACUGCUAUUACAAAAAACGUUCAACUUUGGUCACUUGGAAUAUUUAAAUCCAUUGGUGGUACUUUGGUUUACUGAAAUCGUUCACCUUUGGUCACUCUCCGUUCAACUUCGUUAACUUUUGCUGACGUGGCAGUCAACUCUCAAAGUUGACCGUUAACUUAGUGAUGCGGCAAUUAAGAAAUAAAAAAUAAAAUAAAAUUUAAUAUAUUUUAAUGUCCAAC